This is a messenger RNA of Drosophila busckii, 2339 nucleotides long. Its product is annotated as acid sphingomyelinase-like phosphodiesterase 3b. The record is from RefSeq and is a predicted model, not a curated record. Gene Ontology annotation, molecular function: hydrolase activity. NCBI's taxonomy places the organism in Eukaryota, Metazoa, Arthropoda, Insecta, Diptera, Drosophilidae. The coding region runs from base 459 to 1961 and encodes 500 amino acids. The transcript has 5 exons.
CGUCGCUUGCGUCGUGACGGACCUGGCAUUCAUACGGAAUGUUGCCUGGAUUCAUGCACCUAUCCAGAGCUGCUCGCCUAUUGUAAAACAGUUUAAGCACUAGCAAAAGCAUACACAUACAUUUAUAUACAUACAUACUAUACACACACAUACACAUAUACGUAUACGUAAUCCUAAUCACUUAUUUAUGCAGCACAAAAUGUACUCGUAGCUAAUGAAUAAAAGUAAAACUGUGCAAAAAGUUUUGCCUCUCAGCAAAAGCAAACGCAAUAGCAAAAAGCAAAAACGUAAAAGUUAAGGGCCUACAUACCCAAACACAGAGCAGUCCACUUCCUGUUACAGCUACCGCUUUACAUCAACGACUUUGACUUGCACUUCAUCUUCAUCUUUGACUCUCCAACUCCAACACCAACAUCAACAUCAACUCCAACUCCAACUUGAACUUCAUCUGCAGCUAAAUGACUAACUUCAGCUUUCGUUGUUUGCUGGCGGCCUUGCUCUGCUUCCUGUGGCUGCCAAACGAUGCCAGCGCUCGCAUUGGCUACUUCUGGCACAUCAGCGAUCUGCACUUGGACAGUUUCUACUCCAGCCAGGGCGACAUCUACCGCAGCUGCUGGCAACUGGGACAUGCCAACAACGGUGCCAACGAGCUGCCCGGACACUAUGGCCACUACAAUUGCGACAGUCCUUGGAGCUUGGUAGAGUCGGCGGUCAAGAACAUGAAGGCCAAGCAGGGCGACAAUGUCGAGUUUGUGCUGUGGACAGGCGAUGCGCUCUCACACUCUGCGCAGCCGCUCUCGGCCCAAAAGCAACAUGAGCUGCUACGCAACAUAACCGAGCUGCUGGGACGCAGCUUCUCCUCGCCCUUUAUCUUUCCCGUGCUGGGCCACGAGGACGGCAGCAGCGGCCUGCAAAAGUACAAACAAAUGGGCGAACUCUGGCGCCACUGGCUGCCCACUGAGGCGUUGGUUACCUUCGAGCAGGGCGGCUACUACUCCAUAGAGCAGAGCAAGAGUCCUUUGCGCAUUGUAGCGCUGAAUACGAAUUUUAUGCGGCAGGACUAUGAGACAGAGAGCAAUGGCAGGCAAAGUCUGCGCUGGCCUGCCGAGUAUUAUGUGGAGCCCAAGACAGAGAGCAGCACGCUCUCGGCACAGGAUCAGCUGCAGGCGGAGCAGCAAUGGCUCUGGCUGGACGAAGUGCUGCAAAAGGCGCUAAGCAAAGGUGAAACGGUGUACAUUGUGGGUCACAUGCCCCCGGGCGUGGAUGAGCGCCAGCUGGGGCCGCAGCUCAGUGGCCAGCAGAGCUUCACCGAGCGCAACAACAGGCGCUAUCUGGAGCUGGUGCGCAAGUAUGCGAGCGUUAUACAGGGACAAUUCUUUGGGCAUCUGCACUCGGAUACAUUUCGUCUCAUGUACGAUGUCAAGGGCACGCCCAUAAGCUGGCUGAUGGUAACGCCAUCGGUGGUGCCGCGCAAGGCUGGACUAGGCGCCUCCAACAAUCCUGCUUUGCGACUCUACAAGUUCGAUACGAGCAGCGGCCAGCUGUUGGACUAUACGCAAUACUGGCUGGACUUGCCGCUGGCGAAUCGCGCCCAGGAGCCGCUCUGGCAGCUCGAGUACAAUCUCACGCAUUACUAUGGCCUGAGCGAAAUCACGCCCACCGAGCUGCACAACUUGGCGCAGCGCUUCUCUGGCAAGGAUGUCUCCUGGUUCAACAGAUAUCAUCGCGCGAAUGCUGUGCGCUUCCAGUCGGGCACGCCCUGCUUGGGCCUCUGUAUGCUCAAUCAUUACUGCGCCAUUACACGCCUGGACUACGACGAGUUUCGGCUGUGCCUGGAGUCCGAGCAGCUGCCGCUGCAGUCGCAUGCAAGCGUUGCCAGCUGCGCAGUCGGCGUCAUGUUUGCGCUGCUGCUGCUGCUGCUGCUGCUGCUUCAGCCGGCCUACAACUCAGCGAAUUUAUAAGCAAAUAGUAGCAGUGCUUAAACGAAAGCUUCAGCGGCAAGGCAGGCGCACGCUUCUCCCCCCUCCCUUAGCCCUUAGCCCUUCACCCUUUGCCCACACCCAUAGAUUUAUCCUUAAACAAACUCUUAAAUAAUGUGUGCUGUUUUAAUGCUCUAUGUACGUGUAUAACUGUAACUUUCUCUCUCUGUGUGUGUGUGUGUGCGUGUGCCUGCCUGCUCGCCAUAUCAUAUGUAUGUGUAUGUUGGUGUAUGUGAUAAGAAUAUGUCUAUUAUUGGUGUGUGUAAACAAAAAGAAAUAACAAAAACACGAUUAAAGUUUUUAAUGUUAACGCCGGCUUUAUUUUCGAUAAAUAUUUAAGCAAGAAUUUGUGGCAUAAAU